This is a messenger RNA of Prorocentrum cordatum, 3636 nucleotides long. Lineage: Eukaryota; Dinophyceae; Prorocentrales; Prorocentraceae. The record is from the annotation of a GenBank genome assembly.
AUGGAGAAGGCGCCGCGCUCUAUCCUCGGCGGCGGCUCGCUGGAGUGGGUCUGGGCAGCCAUCGCCUCGGGAGACCUCAGCGCCGUCCGCGCGGCGCCGCCGUGCUUCGACAUGGGCAGCGUGCACCCGCUCUACGGAAGCGUGCUCACCGCGUUCCUGCCCGCGCUGCUGGGCCUGGAGGGGCGUUUCCUGGAGGGCGGUGGCGGCGACCGCGCGCGACUGAUGUUGGACAUCGUGGAGGAGCUCGGGAAUCGCGGUGCGAGGCCUGAUGCCGUGAUCCCGUCUGCGGACAUCGUCGUGAAGGGACUCUACCAGGAUUGGCGGUUGCGUGGUGACCUGACGCCCAUGCAGGCCGUGAUCCAGAUGCGGAACGACUUGCUUCGCUACAAGUUCACGCAUCCGCCCCCUUCGGCAGAGGAUUGCGACGGUGCCAGCAGCGACGCGAGCGUCCUCAGCCGGCUCAUCGACCGGUAUGCCGCGCUCUCGGCUCAAGCCGGGAGCAUCAGGGCGGAGAGGUCUUUGGUCCCAGAGGCCGUGGUUCAGACUUGGGAGCGUUGCUGGCAGGACAGGUCCUCGGCGGAUGUCGACCUCGUGUCGCCCGACGGCUUGUCAAAGGCGCACUCGCUGGUACUAUGUGCGGCUUCGCCAGUGUUGGCAGCAAUGCUAUCGUCGAGCAUGCUAGAGGGGAGAGCUCGCAAGAUCCCUGUCGACUCUGCAGUCCGGGUGGUCGACAUGCUGCUCUUCGUGAUGUACACCGGCUGCCUCCCAGAGGAGGAGCCAGAGGAGCCGCCCAAGGUCUCCGAGGGGCUCAAGGUGACCGUGAGGAGCGCUCUCGCGUCCAACAGCGCCAACAGCGUCCUGCUGCCCGCGGGGCUCUGCGGCGAGGUGCACCGGGUCGACGACAAGGGCGACGCCCUGAUCAAGUUCGACGGCAUUGGAGCACGGCAGUGGAUCACGAGGAGGAACUUCUCCUGGCUGCGGGCGGCGGCCGCCGCGGGCGCGGCCACGCUGCAGAGGGACCUCGCGGGGGCCUUCGCCGUGGCCCACUGCUGGCAGAUGACGGGCCUCGCGGCCGUGCUGGCCGAGCGCCUGGAGCGCGGGGUCACCGCCGAGGGGCUCGAGCCCACGCUGGAGGCGGCGGUGCUGCACGGAGCAUCCAGGCUCCGGGAGGUCUGCCUGGCUUUCGCGCGCUCCUCUGGGAGGGUGCGCGAGGCGUACGAUGCUUCCGCCUACUGCCCGUGCGUCCUCGAGGCACUGCAGGACGCCUUCCAGCGCGAGGGCAGGAAGAGGGGAAUGCCGCUGGCGCUGCUGCACACCGCCGAGCGCGGCAACCCGGCCGUGGCGACAGGGCGCGCCCUGGUCGCCAUGGGGCAGAGCUUGUCCGAGCAGUGGCAGCGUGUCACCGGUGACCCACAGUACCUCUGCGGCGCGCAGCCAAACGCCGUCGGCCUCGCCGUCUCGGGGGUCUGGACCCGCCUCUUCGGCAAGCGUGAGGUGUGCAUCAUUAUGGUUGGUCUCGACGGAGCUGGCAAGACUACUGUGCUGUACCGGAUGAAGCUCGGCACGAUAGUGACCACAGUCCCCACGGUGGGUUUCAACGUGGAGAGGCUUGAGUACCAAAACCUUGUAUUCACAAUUUGGGACCUCGGAGGCCAGACGAGGACACGCAAGCUUUGGGAGCAUUACUAUCAGAACACGGACGCUCUCAUCUUCGUGGUGGACAGCUCCGACCGAGAACGCAUAGAGGAAGCCCACGAAGAGCUUCUGAAGAUGCUUCAUAGAGAGGAGAUGAGGGACGCGGUGUUGCUGGUCCUGGCCAACAAGCAGGAUUUGCUUGACGCCAUGACGACGCAAGAGCUCACCACCAAGCUUGGGCUAAAUGGCCUCGGCAGGAGCCGAAAGUGGUUGGUACAGGAGACAACUGCGACGGUCGGGGACGGGCUGUAUGAAGGUCUCGACUGGCUUGCUCUUACUGUCGCCACCAACCACACGGGCCAGCGGAGCAGCACCCCGAAUCACACUCUGGUGAAGGGUGAGCCGCCGGGCCGCUGCGCUCCGGCGAUGGCCUCCGAGCUGGGGCGCCCCGUGGCUCACGGGGCCCUCCUCGUGGCCACGUCGGCGCUCUCCUGCUGGAACCUCCUCGCGGAGACCCUCCACGUCACGGCGGCGAACACGGCCGUCCUGUGCGCGGCCCGCGACGCGACGGCGCUGGCGGUGCUCUGCGCCGCCGAGGCCCACCGCCUCGCGUGCGCCGCGCGCCGCGGGCGCGCCGGCCGCUGCGAGGGCGGCGCCGCGGCCGCGGCCCCGGCGGGCCGCGAGGACUGGGCGCUGCUGGCCACCGUCGGGCUCCCGGGGCCCUUCGUGGCCUCGCUGUGCACGGUCCUCUGCGCGGCUUGGGCUGGCGCCGACGCCGUGGGCGUCCUGAACGCCUUGGCGCCCGCCUUCGCCAGCGGCCUCGCCGCCAGUUGCGGCCUGGAGCGCCCCACGCGCCGCUCGGCCGUGGGCGUCCUGCUGGGCGUCGGGGCGGGUCUGCUGGCCACCGCCGCGCCGGUGGCCGGCCCCAGCGCCCACGUGGGCGGGGGCGCGCCCCGGCGGCCACUGGUAGGCACGGCCGCAGGUCUGGCGAUGGCCUUCCUGCAGGGGCUCUUCCUGGUCGCGAUGAAGCCGCUGCUGGUGGCCCGCGGCCACAGGCGGCCGCUGGCGCCCUCCACGGUCACCAGGCUGGCCUACGCCUUCGCCUCGGCGGCCUCCCUGCUCGCCCUCCUUGCGCUGGCGGCGCGGGAGGGCUGGGGCUGGACGCUGACUGGCUGGAGGCGCCAGGACACAUGGCUGGCCCUGUACGCGGGCACCGUGUGCGGGGCGCUGAGCUACUCCCUCAUCGCUUGGGCGAGCUAUAUCCUGCCCGUCACCGUGGUCACGCUGUACGCGGCCCUGCAGCCCCCGCUCACGGCGCUCGUCGCCUUCGCCGCCCGGGGGGAAGCGCUGAGCGCCGUCGGGCUGGGGAGCAUGGCCCUCGCCGUGGCAUCGCUGGUGGUCGCCGCCGACAGCGGGCUGGCGGAGCGCCCCGCCGCGCAGGCCGCGCCCGCGGGCGCGGGCGAGGCGCUCGUGCGGGCGUCCACGCGUGGCGGCUGCGGGCUGGCCGUGGCCCCGUCGGGCCACCCAGCGGCCGGCGGCGGCGGCGGCGGCGGAGGGCGCGAAGUUCAGAAGAACGAGCAGGCCCGCAGAGGUAGCGCCGGCAAGGGAGACGGCUGGCGCAGCCGCGCCCGCGGCCGGAAGGGCGCCGGCAAGGAGGCCGCCGUGGACUUCGGCUGGAGCCGGUCUGCCGGCAAGGGCGCGGGCAACGGCAGGUCUGGCGGCGGCCGCAGGGGAGGCGGCGGCAAGCAGCAGGGGGGCAACAGAGAGAAGGAGCUGCCCUCGGAGAAGGACCUCGACCAGGCGUUGAACGCAUACUUUGGCAAAGAGUCGUCGGCGCCUACAACAGCCGCGGCGACGGCGACUACGACGCCAAGCGUCACUACGGUUGAUUCCGAGGCGGAGAAGAAGCUGAAGGAGGCGAGGGCGAAGCGGUUCGGCUUGCAGGCGGCGCCCGACGAGACGAAGCCAGCCAAGCCGGAGGCGAAGCCGGAGGCGAAGCCG